AUGUCCAUUGAUGAAUACACCAAUGCCUUCACAGAUAAGAUGGAGUUUGCUCUGCGCAUUGUCCUAGACGAGAUGGCGAAGAUAGAUAGAUAUGCAAAGGGACUACCAUGGGAGUACGCAAUGCCAGUACAUCAGACACCUACCCUUGAGGCGGCCAUCUGGGUUUCUAAGUCUGUCGAAGAAAUGAUCAAGGGCAUAACCGCAAACAAGGUUGAAGUUGGUGAGAAAACAAAGUUUGAGGGAUCCCCAAGAUCCGACGAAAAGAGAAAAUUCUCAAAGUCAGGUUCGAAAAAGUUCGAAGGAGGAAGAGAUGAAGCAAGAUGGUGUGAUAAGUGCAAGAAGAAACAUCUGGGAAGAUGUGGCGAGGAGGUCACAUGUUUCAAGUGUGGAAAGUCUGGGCACUACACCGAUGAGUGUGCAUCUAGUAAGAAAGUGUGUUAUGAGUGUAACGAAAAAGGGCAUAUCUCAAUCAAUUGCCCAAAGAAGAAAGAACCAGCAAAGCCAAAGACAUUCCACAUGAUCCUUGACGAAGCAGAUGUCAAUACGAGAAAUCAAGGAUGA
Lactuca sativa (garden lettuce) is the source of this 561-nucleotide messenger RNA. The record is from RefSeq and is a predicted model, not a curated record. NCBI's taxonomy places the organism in Eukaryota, Viridiplantae, Streptophyta, Magnoliopsida, Asterales, Asteraceae.